This is a messenger RNA of Neltuma alba, 5852 nucleotides long. RefSeq lists its product as uncharacterized. The coding region runs from base 566 to 5632 and encodes 1688 amino acids. The transcript has 4 exons. The record is from RefSeq and is a predicted model, not a curated record. NCBI's taxonomy places the organism in Eukaryota, Viridiplantae, Streptophyta, Magnoliopsida, Fabales, Fabaceae.
GACCAUACGCAGGUUUUCCACCAGCCAGGAAAGAGAUAGAAAGCAGGAGAAAAUUUAUAGAGAGAUGCAGAGAAGGCCGGGGGCAGGGAUUCUAUGAAGUGGAGACUCUAGCCUUCAAGAUAAACAAGAGGGGGGAUGAAGAAUCCAUGGCUUGGGCGCUAUUUAUUGGCUUCGUUGUCGAUCUGAACCGCUGCCUUUGAAGUUAUUCGCUUUUUUAUGAAACCUUAAGGACUCUUGCUUUGGUUUUGAAGUUUUUGACUAUACCGGGAGGCAAAGAUUGGUGCGGCGCAGUUUGUAUUGGUUGCCCCAUACGGUUUCCUCUUCGAUCUGGGGCGGGGGGCCUAGCAAAUCACCGUUUUAUCAGCUGCGAACUUAUUCGUGGCUGGCCUUUGAAACCCUAGAUUUGUUACUGUGCUGUUAAAUUUGGUGUAUGUGGUGCCGCCUGUACGAUCUGGCCUGUGGGAUUGUAUGAAUUGCACUUAGGAGCGCUUUUACUUGAUUUUAUUCUUGUGUGGUGCUGUGCUACGGUUUUUCCGUGGCUGCCCCUGCUAUUGGGUUGUUUUUCAUGCCGCCUGAACCACUGCCGUGGGACCGGAAGGACUUCUUCAAGGAGAGGAAGCACGAGAGGUCUGAAUCGCUGGGCUCUGUGGCGCGAUGGAGAGACUCUUCUCAUCAUGGUUCCCGAGAGUUCAGUCGUUGGGGAUCGGCCGAUUUCCGCAGACCGCCAGGUCAUGGUAAGCAGGGAAGUUGGCACCUGUUUUCCGAAGAUUCUGGGCAUGGAUAUGCACAAUCUCGGUCCAGUGAAAAGAUGCUGGAAGAAGAGAACUGUCGUCCAUCCGUUUCCCGAGGAGAUGGAAAAUAUGGUAGAAACAGUAGGGAAAAUAGAGGAUCCUUUAGCCAGAGAGAUUGGAGAGGACAUUCAUGGGAGGCCAGCAACGGCUCUCCAAAUUUGUCCAGGAGGCCAUCGGAUGUGACUAUUGACCAGAGGUCAGCUGAUGACAUGCUAACAUAUCCUUCUCACCAUCAUUCCGAUUUUGUAAAUACUUGGGAUCAGCAUCAUAUGAAAGACCAGCACGAUAAGAUGGGUGGUGUCAACGGGUUGGGUAACGCACAGAGAUUGGAUAGAGAGCAUUCUCUUGGUUCAAUUGACUGGAAGCCUCUUAAAUGGACCCGUUCUGGAAGCUUGUCUUCACGAGGCUCAGGUUUUAGCCACACAAGUAGCUCAAGGAGUGGAGGGGCAGAUUCCAAUGAAGCUAAAUCUGAAUUGCAUCCAAAAAUUGCAACUCCUAUUGAAUCCCAUUCAGGGGAUGGGGCUGCAUGUGCGACAUCUUCUGCACCCUCUGAAGAUAUGAUAUCCAGGAAGAAGCCUCGGUUGAAUUGGGGUGAGGGACUUGCAAAGUAUGAGAAAAAGAAAAUUGAGGAACCUGAUGCGAGUGCAAGCAAGGAUGGGCCUGUCUUGUCUACUAGUAAUAUUGAACCCUCUAAUUUUCUUGGUUCAAAUUUACUAGAUAAAAGCCCAAAAGUUACAGGUUUUUCAGAUUGUGCAUCUCCAGCCACUCCAUCUUCUGUUGCCUGCAGUUCCUCCCCAGCAGGUGUGGAGGAUAAAUUGUAUGGAAAAGCCGUGAAUAGCGACAAUGAUAUUAGUAAUUUGAAUGGCUUAUUGGACCCCGGGCCUCAGAAUCAUCUACAGACGUUCUCUUUGAAUUUAGAGAAGUUGGAUAUUGAUUCCCUUAGUAGUUUGGGUUCUUCACUUAUUGGGUUGCUACAAUCUGAUGACCCAAGUUCUGUGGAUCCUAGCGCAGCAAAUUCCACUGCAAUGAAUAAGUUGCUGAUAUGGAAAGCUGACCUUUCGAAGGUAUUGGAGGUUACUGAAGCUGAAAUAGAUUUACUAGAAAGUGAGUUGAAGUCACUGAAAUCUGAAUCUGGAAAUAGCUGUCGUCCUGCAGCAUUGGGCUCCUCAGUGGUGGCAAACAACACAAAGUCUUGUGAAGAACAAGUUAGAGGCUAUGAUAAGGUCUCCAGGCCUGAGCCAUUGCAGGUUUGUUCUUCUGCUGAUCCUGAUGUUGAGAAGAUUUCCCUUUCAACUAAAGUGAAUAAUAUUCAUGAAAAUGGCAAGGAGGAAGAUAUUGAUAGUCCUGGAACGGCAACUUCUAAAUUUGUGGAGCCUCAACCUCUUAUGCAAACUGUCUCUUCAUGUGAUAUAGGCGGAAAUGAUAAUUGCUCUGGAGGCUUUGAUGCCAUUCAAUCUGCAAGCAGUAGAUGCUUAGUCCCUUGUUCCACUAGUGAGCGAGCUAUGGAGAUAAAAGAUGACAUGGGUGCUGCUCCUGGUGCAAGUGCUUGCUCUAGAUCUGAGGAUAUAUUGUGUAAUGCAAUUAUUUCUUCUAAUAAAGAAUAUGCAAACAGAGUGUGUGAAGAAUUUGCUCAGUUAUUGCCAAAAGAUUGUUUUAAGAUUGGUAACAUAAGAGCUAUCACUGAUUCAUGCUCUUCAGCUGCCGCUGUUAGAGAAAAAUUUGUAGAGAGAAAGCGGUUAGCAAGGAUUAAGGAGCGAGUAAUAACCCUAAAGUUUAAAGCCUUGCAUCAUCAAUGGAAAGAAGAUAUGCGAUUACUGUCUGUACGAAAAUGCCGCCCAAAAUCUCAAAAGAAACUUGAAGCGGGCAUUCGAACUACUAAUAAUGGUUUUCAAAAGAAUCGGUCCUCCAUUCGUUCUCGGAUAUCCUACCCUGGAAAUAAUUUAAGCCUUGUUCCAACAUCUGAGAUAAAUAAUUUUGCAAGCAAACUUCUCUCUGAUCCCCAAGUUAAAGUUUACCGGAGCGCCUUGAAGAUGCCAGCAUUAAUUUUGGAUGAGAAGGAGAAGAUGAUAUUGAGGUUUCCGUGUAGUAAUGGGUUGGUUGAAGAUCCUUUGGCGUAUGAGAAAGAGAGGGCGAUGAUCAACCCUUGGACAUCCGAAGAGAGAGAGAUUUUCAUGGAGAAAUUUGCUGCUUUUGGGAAAGACUUCCGGAAAAUUUCUUCUUUUCUUGAUCACAAGACAACUGCUGACUGUGUUGAGUUCUAUUACAAAAAUCAUAAAUCUGAGUGUUUUGACAAAAUUAAGAAGGAUGUUAGAAAGCUAGGGAAGUCAUAUUUGACCAACACUGACUUAGUAGCAUCAGGAAAGAAAUGGAAUCGAGAAAUAAAUGCUGCUUCACUUGAGAUUUUGAGUGCAGCUUCAGUGAUAGCGGGCCAUGCAGACAGAAUAAAUGGUAAUAAGAAAUUGCGUUCAGGAAGUUCUCUUUUAGGGGGCUAUGGUAAUGUGAAAAGAUCUAAGGUUGAGGAUAGUCUCCUAGAGAUGUCAAACAGUUUUGAUGCUCUUAGGGACGAGAGAGAGGUAGUUGCGGCUGAUGUUUUGGCUGGUAUAAGUGGUUCUAUAUCAUCUGAGGCUAUGAGUUCCUGCAUAACAAGUUCUGUUGAUCCUGUAGAGGGUAGCAGGGACAGGAGUUUGAAAAUAAACCUUGGGAAAAAGCAGUUGUUGACACCUGAUGUUAUUCAGAGUGGUGAUGAUGAUUCCUGUUCAGACGAGAGCUGCGAGGAGAUGGAUCCUGCUGAUUGGACUGAUGAGGAGAGGUCAGCUUUUCUUCAGGCUGUGUCAUCUUAUGGAAAGGACUUUGCUAAGAUCUCACGGUGUGUAGGUUCAAGGUCCCAAGAUCAGUGUAAAGUAUUCUUCAGCAAGGCUAGGAAAUGUCUUGGAUUGGAUCUUAUGCGGCCCAAGUCUAUAAAUGCAGGAUACCCAGCGAAUGAUGAUGCAAAUGGUGGUGGGAGUGAUACAGAUGAUGCAUGUGUUGUAGAGACAGGUUCGGCAAUUGGCCCUGAUAGGUCAGGCACUAAAACUGAUGAGGACCAGCCAGUGUCUCUCAUGAAUACAUGCUCUGAUGAAUUUAAUUCGGUUGAAGUCAGGGUUUUGUCAACUGAUUUGAAUAAAUCAAAUAAUAUUGGGGCAGAAGGGGUUCAAGAUGGUGAUGGUGUGGAUGAUAUGGUUUCUGAUGCUUGUGAAAUGGAUGAAAAGCCUAAACUGUGCUAUGAUGAUGGUGGGGAUGUCUUGUACAGUUCUGACAAGUCUGCUGCUGCCAGUGGCCGGACAUCUAUGAAUAUGUUAGUUAGUGAUGAAGGAAAUAAAUUGGAGGGUGCAGUUACAGAGUCAGUACCAUGCCAAUCUAAUUCUGUUGUUGAGGCUAAAGUGGUUUCUGAGAUCUCUUCUGGGGGUUUUGGAAAGGAUUUAACAGGGCAGAAACAAUCACUGCCUCCGUGUCUUGAUGAUAGGAAUAAUAAAUGUGAAGCAGUUGCUGAUGUAGCUGAAUCAGGAAGCUCAGUUCGAGGUACAAGUACAAUGGUGAAUGCUUCACCCUUAACUGCAGGCGCUUCUCGUACAGGCUUGAAUCUUGAAGUUGAAAAUAAACAUCAAGUGUCUCUUGGAGAGCCCUGUAUAUCAGCAUUGCCGCGGGGGAAUUUUCAGUCCAAUGCAAAAUUAUUGUUGCAAGAUGCUGUCGCUGUUGCUGUUCAAGGAGAACAAAAAGCUGUUCAAGAUCAACUACCUUCUGCGUCUAAUUUUCAGGGAAGUAUAGACGUGCACCGUCAAAAUUCCACAAGCAAAGAUGGGAAACGUGUUCAUAUUCCCAGCUGUUUAUUGGACCGUGUUGAGCCUAGUAGCAUCCUGCAGCGCUUUUCCUUGCCCAUUAAACAAGAAGUGAGGGGUGAUGUUAGUUGCAGCAGUUCGGCGUCUGAAUUGACACACACAUCCCAAAAGAUUGAACAAGCCUGUAAUCGUUACAAAUCAGAGUUGUGCCAUUCAGCAGAUUCUGAAGUGACAUCCAGAAAUGGUGAUGUGAAGUUGUUUGGGAAGAUAUUAACCAAUCCUUCAUCCAAUCAAAAAUCUAAUUUGAAUUCCAAGGGACGUGAGGAAACUGGUACCCGUCAGCCAAAGACGAGUAGCAAGUCUUCUACCCUGAAAUUCAAUGGCCACUGCCAUCAAAAUCCUGAUGGAAAUUCAACAAUUUUGAAGUUUGAUUGUGGUGAUUACAACAUAGGCCUUGAAAAUGUUCCCAUGAGGAGUUAUGGUUAUUGGGAUGGGAAUAAAAUACAGACUGGCAUUCCAUCAUUGCCUGAUUCUGCCAUCUUGCUUGCAAAAUAUCCUGCUGCCUUUAAUAAUUAUGCUACCUCGUCAGCUAAACUGGAGCAACAGUCAUUGCACACAUUUACCAAGAGUAAUGAACAGCAGCUGAAUAGCUCUGCGUUUACAACUCGAGAAAUCAAUAGCAGCAAUGGUGUGAUUGAUUAUCAGAUGUUUAGAAGUAGGGAUGCCCCGAAAGUGCAGCCAUUUAUGGUAGACAUGAAAAACCGCCAAGAAGUAUACUCUGAGGUGCAGAGACGAAAUGGUUUUGAAGCAAUAGCAAAUUUACAGCAGCAAGGGAGAGGAAUGGUUGGAUUGAAUGGUGUAGGGAGGCCGGGGAUUCGGGUGGGAGGAUCACACAGUGGCGUCUCAGAUAUUGUGGCAGCCAUCAAAAUGCAUUAUUCCAAUUCUGACCAGUAUGGUGGUCAUAAUGGAAGUAUCAUGAGGGAAGACGAAUCAUGGGGAGGAAAGAAAGGGGACUUAAGCAGGUAGUAGAUGUGUUCAGCGGCAAAUGUUUUCUUUUGCCGCGAUCUGUAUUAUAUUUUUGUUAUUGAACAAUACAGUGAUAGGUCGAUUUGACAGGUUCCCAAGCCUGUCUUUUUGAUAAAUUAUUUAGGUUCUUGUAAUAUGGCAGCAACUUUGUUUUCCCCCCUUUUUGGAUCAUCAUUCUGAUCAUCAUCUAGCUAGUUGGUUGCCUGGCUGAUUGUUUCAA